Molecule: messenger RNA, 1618 nt
Organism: Caenorhabditis angaria
Lineage: Eukaryota; Metazoa; Nematoda; Chromadorea; Rhabditida; Rhabditidae
Source: the annotation of a GenBank genome assembly
AUGUGUGUGAGCCAGAGAGUGUCGGAUCGAGGCCGGCCGAGUGAGUAUGAUUAAAAGCGAUUAGUUGUGUCUCGCGUGGCCUCUACUUUUUGAUUUUUGAGAAAACACCGCGAGAUUUCCGCGAUUCGCAGACAGAAAACCGCGAAAUCGCGGCGUGUUCGCGGCGAUUUCGCGGAUUUCUGGGUCCCGCGAUUCGCGGAGAUCUCGCCCGUGAUUCCCUGAGUAGUAUCGGAUAUUGACAUAUUUUCGAUUUUUGAUGUUUUUGCGAGAAACUCAAAAACUCGAAUUGUUCAAAAAAAAAAUGAAGUGAGGUUAUGUGGAGCAGUGUAUAUAGCUGUGCCUCCAAAAUCAGCUAGCUGCCCAAGGUUAGAAAUUUUUUCUGAAACUUUUAUUUUUUUUUGGCUGUGAAAUCUAAUGAAAAAUAAUUUAUCAAUUUUUGUUUCAAAAACUAAUUCAAAUUUUCGAGCGUAAAAAAUAGUCUGGAAAGUUGUUUCCAAAAAAAUUCAGCCUCCUGAAAAAUCCAAAAAUUCUACCCAUCGGUACCCAUAGAUACCAUACCCAUAGAAUGCAUUCUUUUUCAGGAGACUUCGUCACAUUGCAUCUGGUCUCUGCGUCGACACUCAAUUCAAAGACAAAAUCAACGAUUUGGUCUCAAAAAAUGCGAAUCAGAUGACCCUGAUAAAACACCGGGAGAGCAAGACUUGAAGCUUACAAGAUUGCAUCGACAGCGCAGUUAAAAUUAAAGCUGCAGCUCCAGUGAAAGCUGUUGCUCCGGUGAAAGCUGUUGCUCCGGUGAAAGCUGUUGCUCCGGUGAAAGCUGCCGCUCCAAUUGUUGUUGCUCCACCAGUUAUUGCUCCACCAGUUGUAAUCACCGCAACAACCGAUGAUUCAGUGAUUAUAAUUGAUGAAGUUCAGAAUGGAUGUGAUAUUCUUGUGAUUCCACCGACUCCUGAACCAACAUCUAUUGCACACGAAGAGGAACAUGUUGAACAACAACACGUUCAUGAACAAUCUCAAAUUCAGAAACAACCACAAGCCGAACAAGAACUUCAAGUUCAAGAACAACCACACGUUCAAGAAGAGAAUAAAGUUGAAGAAGAGGUUCAACAAGUUCCACAUUUCAAGGAAGAACCACCAGUUCAAGAGCAAUAAGUUGUUCAAGAAAUUGAUAAAGUUUCAACACCGGAAAAUGAAUCAUUCGCCACAUCGGAGACUAGAAAUCAAUCAAUCAUUGAGUUUGGAGAAGCUACACUUGGAAAGCUGGAGAUUAGGGAAUUUGUCCACAAAAUUCGAUCGAGACAUUAUAUUCUUGCUAGCAAGAAUGCCGAAGAAGAUGUUCUCGAAUCGAUUCACUAUGGAUUCAAGCUUUGGGACAAUUCCAGUAAGUUCUAGUUUUUUUUAAAACUCUGAAAUCAAAACAAGUAUAAAUUUUGCAGAUUUGAAAUGUUCGAUCCACCCAACUCAUCACAAUUCUGCAAUCGGUCAAUUCAAAGCAAAGCAUAACGAUGAAUCGACAAAUAUCGAAGUUUGCUUGCCAAUCUCCAACUCGAUUCUUCGCGAUGGAACCGGCGAAGAAUAUAAGGUUGCUCGAAUCGAUCUUCGCGACGAAUUCGACUAA